Molecule: messenger RNA, 948 nt
Organism: Mesorhabditis spiculigera
Lineage: Eukaryota; Metazoa; Nematoda; Chromadorea; Rhabditida; Rhabditidae
Source: the annotation of a GenBank genome assembly
AUGCCGUGCGAGCUCACCGUCGAGGCUCGGAAGGCCCUCCAAGAGGAGGUGACCGCUCUGGGCAACGAGAUUCGCGGUCUCAAAGAGCAGAAGGCGAACCCUGACCUGGUGAAGGAGCGUGUGGCCAAAAUGUUAGCCCUCAAGAAGCAACUAGGAGACGAAGGAAAGCCGGGCAAAUUUGUGCUGAAGUGCCCGAAAGGAACCCGGGACUAUGGGCCGAAAGAGAUGGCCGUUCGUGAGGCUGUUUUCUCGACCAUCGUAGAUGCUUUUAAGGGCGGCGAGCUGCUGAGCAUGCGUUAUGACCUGACGGUGCCUUUUGCCCGGUAUUUGGCGAUGAACAAAAUCCGGAAUAUUAAACGAUACCACAUCGCCAAGGUCUAUAGACGGGAUCAGCCGGUGAUGACGCGCGGAAGAUAUCGUGAAUUUUAUCAGUGUGACUUUGAUAUCGCCGGCGAAUAUGAGAAGAUGCUGCCCGAGGCGGAAUGCCUGAAAGUCGUUGAUGAGGUUUUGGCAAAAUUGGACGUCGGAAAUUUCCGAAUCAAGGUAAACCACCGCCUACUUCUCGAUGCGAUGAUUGGGGCUAGCGGCGUGCCCGAGGCUAACUUCAAGACCCUGAAAGAUGUCCCGGCUCGUACGAAUUCCACAGAGGUCUUUGUCGCGUCUGCGCAGAAUGACAUGCUGGAAGAGCGGAUGAAGCUGUUGCGGCUGCUUUGGGAUAAUGGCAUCAAGGCGGAAAUGGCGUACAAAAAGAACCCAAAGCUUCUGAAUCAGUGCCAGUAUUGUGAAGGCAACCAGAUUCCGCUGAUGUUGAUUGUCGGUGGACAAGAAAUCCAGGACGGUGUCGUCAAACUUCGGGUUGUGCAAAAGAAGCGGGAGGACGGGGAACGUGAUGUGGAUGUUCCACGGGAUGGACUCAUCGCUGCGAUCAGGGAUGCUCUGAAGAACCAA